Rotaria sp. Silwood1 is the source of this 1539-nucleotide messenger RNA. NCBI's taxonomy places the organism in Eukaryota, Metazoa, Rotifera, Eurotatoria, Philodinida, Philodinidae. The record is from the annotation of a GenBank genome assembly.
AUGGCACAUUCAUUGGUUCAAUUAAAUGAUUUACCUGAUGAAAUUCUUAUGAUUAUUUUCAAAAAUUUGAACAAUGAUGAGGUACUCUAUUCUUUGAUAGGUGUUAAUAAACGGCUCAAUACAUUUGUACAUGAUUCAACUUUUACAAGUCACUUAACAUUGAUGAGACGUUUCUCCAAUAAUACCAUCCAUCCAUUAUCUGAUACAAUAAUUGAUCGUUUUUUACAAAUUUUACCUUCGAUUCAUCAUAAAAUCCUAUGGCUCGAUGUUGAAUCGUCAAAUAUGGAACGUAUUCUUCUUUCUACAAAUUAUCCUAAUUUAUAUGGACUUGGUUUAUAUAAUUUUGAAAUAGAAAAAGUGAAACAUCUAUUUACUAAUGAAACUAUUUUAACUGAUUUAUUUAAAAAUCAAAUUUCAUCAGUUACUAUCUGUAUUAGGAAAAAUAAGGAACAAAUUAUAACAAGAGAUGAGAAAACAAUUAUAUUUACAGAUAUCUUUACUAUGUUCACCAAUCUACAAUAUUUAAACUUCAAACCAUCUUCAAAUUAUCCUCAACGCUUAUCAUUUGAUAUUUCACCUCCAAUUUUUAGUUCUUCAACUCUCUUAGAACUACAUGUCAAUGUAGAACAUUUCGACGAUUGUCUUUAUUUACUUGAUCGAUGUUUUACUCAACUUCGGGAAAAUUUAUCUAAUUUAAAAUGUUUUUCAUUAUGUUGUGAUGAACAUACAAGUGCUUAUGAUGAAUUAAUUCUUCCACUUUUGCACCGAAUGUUAAAUUUAGAAAAACUUAAUUUAUAUCUUAUAAUUUGUUACAAGAACACAUUUAUUAAUGGGAAUAAUUUGAAAAGAAAUAUUCUAAACCAUAUGCCACAAUUAAAUAAAUUUACAUUUGACAUUCGCUCAAGUUUUCAUCUUCAUAAUCAAAUUAGUUUAAUAUCAAAUGAAGAUAUUCAACAUACAUUCAAUGAUUUUCAAAAUAAUCAAAUUAUAUCUUGUGUUGAUUAUUUUUACAAGUUUGGACGAGGUGAAUGUCAUAUUUAUUCUUAUCCAUAUGAACGAAAAGAGUAUCACAAAAUAACAAAUAAUUUUCCAGGUGGAAUAUUUAAAUAUGUUCGUGAAAUAUCUUUAUUUGAUGAACGACCUUUUGAACAUAAUUUUUUUUUUCAAAUUUCUCAAUCGUUUCCAUUUAUGAAAAAAUUAACUUUAAUUAAUGAAAAACCACAAAAUGAUAAACAAUCUAGAAAAUUAGAUGAUAACAAUCAAAAUUUAUCAAUCAUUGAGUAUCCACAUCUUUCUCAUCUUGAUCUUGUUGACGCUCAUGAUGACUAUGUCGAACAAUUUCUUGUUGAUACGAACACUUGUUUGCCAAAUAAUGUUUUUCUUAAUGUCGAUUAUCAAAUACUGAAAAGAGUGACACAAGAUUUUACAAGAAAAACAACACGAACAAAUUGUAGAAAACUAGGUUUUUUAGGUCUAAUUUGUGAAUGUGAAAUUCCUGAAUAUUUAAAACAAUAUUUUCCUCAUACAAAAAUAUUAUGA